Gadus macrocephalus (Pacific cod) is the source of this 2667-nucleotide messenger RNA. RefSeq lists its product as uncharacterized. The transcript is spliced from 6 exons. NCBI's taxonomy places the organism in Eukaryota, Metazoa, Chordata, Actinopteri, Gadiformes, Gadidae. The record is from RefSeq and is a predicted model, not a curated record. Bases 539 to 1687 code for a protein of 382 amino acids.
CCACGGAAGGGCACAGGCUAGAUAAAUCUACAUCGGCUGCUGCUAAACCGUAAACAACUUCCUUAUAGACACGAGACUUUGCCUCUUUCCCAACUACGUGGCUACGUGGCUACGAUAAGACGAUUACCAAACCGGCUGUGAUGGAAUGUAAUUCAAUCGAAAAUGCACUCAAAAUCCAUUCCAUCCAUGAGUGUUUCCCUCGACGCACCAACGCAUGACAGCGAGGAGAUGGGAUGUUUCAAAGGAAAUGUGAGCAGGUUCAAGAAGCGUUAGCACCUGACUAUCUCCUUCUCUCCCGGGGCUUACCCGAUGAAGUCAACCUGAUGCCCCCAGGGUGACGACACGCCGCAGGUAGAAGAGGGAGGAGCAACAAGAUCAACAAGUCCCUACAUGGGGCGCCUGGUAUUACCUAAGGUUCCGAGCCGCUCGUCAAAAGAAGUCUUCCUAGUCGAGUGCGGGACAGUUCACCUCGACCAGGAGCAUAGGCUGUCUUGAUCCACCUGUCCACCAACCGAUUGGAUCGGUCAAUUAAACUUGGAUGGGUUCCGAAAUAAAGCACAUCCCCGUCACCAUGGCAACGUCGGGAGAGCAAAAAGAGUACAACGGCCAGCUGAUCUCGGUCAACCGCAGAGACACCCGCCGCCUGCUGGAGGUUUACGUGAAGCGCAGCCUGAGCCUGAACGACGGCGCUGGGAACGGCCCCCCCGAGCCCCCUCCCGCUGCCGACAAAUGGGUCCCGAAGCCCCAGAGACCGCGGAGGGUGCGGCGCCACUCGAGCGACCCCUCGCUUCACCUGUCGCCCAGCCCAGACGCCCACAGACAAGACGUCGGCUUGGUUCCUCCUUCCCCUUCGAACCCCAGCACUCCUGAGCCGCUUGAGAAGGAGGAGGUGAAACCGAUGGCGUCGGUCUCCAAGAAGACAAAGAAGCCCAGCAUGUGGAAGAGCUUCCUGGGCCUGUUCUCCAAGAAGUGGACCGAGGACGAGCCGGACGGGCCCCCCCCCCAGCAGGCGAGGGGUUCGAUGGAGAUCUUCCAGUCCCGGAAUGGGGAGCAGGCGGAGGUCACGGCCACCUGCCUCCCGCUGUCCACCGGCGGCAGCAUGAGGAAGAAGUCCAGGAGAAAGAGAAGCACCAGGCUAUCCAGCUUCAAGAGGUCCAAGUCCUUCAAGAAGAGUAAUCAUAUAGACAUCACCGUGUCCGUCGGGGAAGCCAUCGUAAACGUGGAACCCACCUACGCCUACUUCGAGAAGGUGUCUGAGGAAAUGGAUCUGAUUGUCCGCCAAGUCACUCAAGUUAACGAGAAAGUCAUGACGAAUGAGGAGGUGAUCAACAGGAUCAUUGCCCUGACCAAAGAGGAGGGAGACGCCAUCGAUGAAAAGCUGAAGGAGAACCCCACUCUUAGCAACUUCUUCAAGGGCAUGUCGUACCCGGCCUUCAAGAAGCUGGCCGACAACUACCUGGAGGAGGAGACCACCCCUGUCCAGAGCCAGGCCCCCUCACUGCCCCGCCCGGUGGCGGCUCCAGAGCUGGUGAAGCUGGCCUUCACCCUGGACUUCACGGCCAGGCUGGCAGGGCUUUCGCGGCAGAACGUGGGCUACAUCACCGGCCUGGGCAACCGUUACCUUGCGGACCGCUUCGAAUACACGCAGGCAUGUACAGAUCACCCCUGGUCAGACACUGAUGAUUGACCCACCCAAGGAAGGAAGAUCGUCACAAGAAACGCCAACACUAACGUUAGACGGGGGAAGUAACCAAGCAACACUUUCUCUUUCACUUGCAUGUAUGUUUUUUACAAGGGUAGAGGGUGGUUCCCCAGCCCAAUCAUGAUCCGAAUCAGACACAGAGUACACAAACCUGUGAAACAAUGUGCCAGCCCUUAUCUGCUACCAAAGGCCAAGGCAAACAAUGACAAUGGCAAGGCAACCCUCGCAAACAUGUCGCAUUGUGUGGAAGAACCAGUCGAAUGGCAUUGGUUCAGACACAUGUGGCUUCUUAUGAAGAAACACUUACAAAAGGAGAAGUAGUGACCGUAAGAUGGGUACACAGCAACGGGUGUAGUAUUUCAUUAGAUUAGGCAGAUUGUCACACAGUAUCAAGAGUGUCGAUGUAGAUGCAAAUCCAACAUUUCUAUGAAGUUGGUUGUUCAGUUCUCAUCUGUUUGUAAGGCUUUAUAAGUUUGGUGACUGUGAAUGUGUAUUGAAUAAUUGAUUUAUGUAUUGGAGUGCAGAAAGAAUCGUCAUGCAUUAUUCUCAACAUGUUAAAUAUAAUGUGAUUUGUAUGACACUUUUGUUCAUUGUGAAUGCUGGCAUUCAUCAGACAACAAUACGUUUCUUAAAAAGGUAGACAACUAUUUAUGAAUAUACAUAGCCUAUAUGUUUUACAUAAUUUCAUAAAAAUGACAUCACCAUUAGGCUUUGUGUUUAUUUGGAAACCAAAUAAACAGGUUUUAUGGUAUAGUGUUUGACUGGUCAAAAGGACAAAUAAUGCCCAACAGCCGGUUUUCAUAUUUAUGCUGAUGAGGACUAUUUCAUACUAUUUCAUGUCUUGGAAAUAACUUCUCUAGUCUAGACUUAUAACUCAAUAAGCUUUAUAAGAUAGAUGUAGCAAGUGCAAGUACUGUAUAUGAUGGAACAAUGACACGGAUCCAAAUAAACAAUGUAUUAUACAA